Molecule: messenger RNA, 2061 nt
Organism: Zea mays
Lineage: Eukaryota; Viridiplantae; Streptophyta; Magnoliopsida; Poales; Poaceae
Product: putative cytochrome P450 superfamily protein
Exons: 3
Coding region: 170-1834 (554 amino acids)
Molecular function (GO): iron ion binding; oxidoreductase activity, acting on paired donors, with incorporation or reduction of molecular oxygen; heme binding
Source: RefSeq, marked provisional
GCUCUCAAAUCUUCAAUCCAUUCGGAAAGGUUCAUCCACCUUCAGGCAGAGCACAGUCCUCACUCCUCAGUCUACACUCCACACUCCACACUCCACACGCAAGCACGCACGGCGGGCGGCGGUCGCCCACCUGGACCUGGUACCGGAACACCAGAGCUCAAGGUCGGCCAUGGAUUCGCCACUGCUGAGCACACCCGCUCUGCUGGCGCUGUCCCUGCUCCUUCUAGCGCUCUACAUCGCUCGCCGGCGCCGCGGCGGUGGCAAGAACCGGAACUACCCUCCCGUGGCGGGCACCGUGUUCCACCAGCUGCUCCACUUCAGGCGGCUGAUGGAGUACCAGACGGAGCUCGCCCACAGGUACCGCACGUUCCGCAUGCUCACCCCGACCUGCAACUACGUGUACACCGUGGAGCCCGCCAACGUGGAGUACAUCCUCAAGACCAACUUCGGCAACUACGGCAAGGGGGCGAUGAUCCACGACGUGAUGGAGGACCUCCUCGGCGACGGCAUCUUCAACGUGGACGGCGCCAGGUGGCGGCACCAGCGGAAGGUGGCGAGCCACGAGUUCUCCACGCGGGUGCUGCGCGACUACAGCAGCGGCGUGUUCCGCGACACGGCCGCGGAGCUCGCUGGGAUCGUUGCGGUGGCGGCGCGGGGCGCCGGGCCCGGGGAGAGGCCGCUGGACGUCGCGGACCUCCUGAUGCGGUCGACGCUGGACUCCAUGUUCAAGGUCGGGUUCGGGGUCGACCUGGGCUCGCUGUCCGGCUGCGGCGACGACGAGGGCGCGGCGGCGUUCGCCAGGGCGUUCGACGACGCCAGCGAGCAGGUCCUGUACCGCUUCUUCGACCCGUCCUGGAAGGUCAAGAGGCUCCUCGGUGUCUCGUCGGAGGGGGCCAUGAAGGGGUCGAUCCGCACCAUCGAUCAAUUCGUGUACGGCGUCAUCGACAGGAAGAUCAAGCAGAUGGGCAGGGACCAAGAAUUCGUGAGCGAGCUCUCUGCAGCUGCCUCGCCCGUUUGGAUGCACAUGCAUUCACGGGCGCUCGAUUGGCGCUCCGGCCAUUUCUUCUUUUUACUGACACACACGGACGGUGGUGUUUGUCUUUGGCAGGCCAAGAAAGAGGACAUCUUGUCAAGGUUCCUGAUGGAGCGGGAGAGCGACCCCGGCUGCUUCGACAACAAGUACCUGCGGGACAUCAUCCUCAACUUCGUGAUCGCCGGCCGCGACACCACGGCGGGCACCCUGUCGUGGUUCCUCUACGUGCUCUGCAGGAACCAGCACGUCCAGGACAGGGUCGCGCGGGAGGUGCGUGCCGCCGCCACGGGCGACCGCGACGACGUCGGCGUGCAGGAGUUCGUCACGUGCUUAACCGAGGACGCCAUCAGCAGGAUGCGGUACCUGCACGCGGUGCUUACCGAGACGCUCCGGCUGUACCCGGCUGUGCCCAUCGAUGUGAAGUAUUGCUUUUCGGAUGACACGUUACCGGACGGCUACGCUGUCAAGAAAGGUGACAUGGUGAACUACCAGCCGUACCAAAUGGGCAGGAUGAAGUUCCUGUGGGGCGCGGACGCCGAGGAGUUCAGGCCAGAGAGGUGGAUCAACGACGACGGCGUGUUCGUCAACGAGAGCCCCUUCAAGUUCACGGCUUUCCAGGCGGGGCCUCGCGUCUGCUUGGGAAAGGAGUUCGCGUACAGGCAGAUGAAGAUCUUCGCAGCGGUGCUGGUCUACGCCUUCAGGUUUGAGAUGUGGGAAGCCAAUGCUACCAUGGGCUACCGGCCCAUGCUCACGCUCAAAAUGGACGGCCCGCUGUAUGUUCGGGCAUCGCUCCGGCAAUGAGGUGUGGGCGACUGGGCGGCGGCCACGAAGUCAAAAUACGUUGCGUACUGUUAUGAUACUAUCUUAGAUAUUAAACUUGUUAAAAUAAAUAUUUUAUUUUAUCUUAGCUAAAAGACUGAAAAUAAUACGAGUUGAAGAGAAACUCAACCUUUUUGUUAUAGCUCGCUCGAUCUCUCGUCAUCUUUCAACUAGCGAAAUGGUAUUAUAUGAAAGUGUUGUACUAUGUA